GCGCCCUGCAGCAUAAAUGGGGUGGGAUUGGGGGGGUCAAAUCGGGUGAGCUUCAAGGACCCUUCCAACCCAACCAUCCCGUGGUUCUGUGAUCUUUAAGGGCCCUUCAAUUCAGUCAUUCCGUGGUUCUGUGAUCUUCCAGGACCCUUUCAUCCCGACUCUGCAACAAUCCUAUGAUCUUUCCAGGAUCCUUCCAACCCAACCAUCCUAUGGUUCUGUGAUCUUCAAGGAUCCUUCCAACCCAACCAUCCUAUGGUUCUGCGAUCUUUCAGAACCCUUUCAGCUCAGCCAUUCUAUGACCAUUGAGGUCCCUUCCAAUCCAACCAUCCCAUGGCUUUAUGAUCUUUCAGGACCCUUCCAACCCAACCAGUUAAUGUUCCCAUCAGGACGUUCCCAUCCAGGCUUUCCCAUCAGGGUGUUUCCAUUUGCUGUUCCCAUGCGGAUGUUCCCAUAUGGAUGAUCCUAUCAGGAUAUUCCCAUCUGGAUAUUCCCAUCCAGCUGUUCCCAUCUGGAUCUUCUCAUCGUGAUCUUCCCACCCAAGUGUUCCCAUAUGGAUGAUGUCCUAUGGUUCUUCUCAUCCAUGUGGAUGUUCCCAUCACAGUUUUGCCAUCAUGGUGUUCCCAUAUGGAUGAUCCUAUCAGGAUGUUCCCAUCUGAAUGUUCCCAUCCAGCUGCUCCCACAUGGAUGAUGUCUUACGGUUGUUCUCAUCCAGGUCUUCCCAUCCAGGUCUUCACAACAGGAUUUUCCCAUCCAGGUGUUCCCAUGUGGGUGUUGCCAUCAUGGUGUUCCCGUAUGGAUGUUUCCCAUUCCCAGGUGUUCCCAUUGAGGUAUUUCCAUUUGGGUGUUCCUAUAUGGAUGUUCCCAUGUGCAUGUUCCCAUCUGGAUCUUCUCAUUGUGGUCUUCCCAUCCACGUGUUCCCAUAUGGAUGAUGUCAUAUGGUUCUUCUCAUCCAGGUGUUCCCAUAUGGAUGUUCCCAUGUGGAUGUUCCCAUGUGCAUGUUCCCAUGUGGAUCUUCUCAUCACAGUCUUCCCAUCCAGGUGUUCUCCAGAUGUUCCCAUCAGGAUAUUCCCAUCAGGAUGUUCCCAUUGCAGCAUUCCCAUCCGGUGCAGCCCCUGGGUUUGGUGUAGGAGCAGGGUGCCCAGGAAAAGUCCCAUUUAUUGAGGACCCCCCUGGUUGGUGACCCACGCCCUCUCCAGGCCGCGUUCCUCGCCCUUUUCAACCUCUUUCCGAGGUUCAAAAAGAUUUUCCUGCAGUUCUCUUUCUGUCCCACCUCAGGGCAGGUGGUGGCAGUGAUGGCCACCAGGACGUAGUGACAAUGGUGGAUGUCACCCAUCUGCGGGGCGAAACGCAUCCCCGAGGCGUCCCUCAUCAGCAUGAGGAAGGUGUGAGCCGGACCCCCACCCUCCGCCACCUCCUGGGGAGCGCGCAAUGGACGCUGCGGCUGUGCGGAGCCAGGAUGCCCCGCUGACGGUCAAUGAGCAGGUCAUCGUCAUGUCCGGCCAUGAAACCAUCCGUGUGCUGGAGGUCGGUGUGGACGCCGCACCUCAUGCCGAGGAGGAGCGCAGAGCAGCGGCGGUGCCACCACCAGGGAGCGACCUGCAGGAAUCCCCGGCACGGAGCGGCGAUGCGGGCACCGAGGAUGGGCAGCCCAGCACCGAAACGCAGCGCGGCGCAGAGAUGGCAGGUUGGCUUUUGGCAGCAAACCGAAUGGCCUCGCUCGGUCACCGGGUGGCAAAGUCAGCCCUCCUCAUCCUCCUGCAGAGCAUAAAGCGUCACAGACAGCGCGGCUCCGCGCCCCUGUGUUGUGUUGGUGGGGAGGGUUACCUCGACCCAGCUGUGAGGUGUUGUGACUGGGUUGUGGGAGGAGGGGAUGGCAUUCAGAGGGACCUCGAGAGGCUGGGAAGAGAUGGGGACCCCUCACCCACCCCUCCCAUGGGGCAGCCCAUCACAGCUCUUCCAGAGAAGAAAUCGUUCCUGAUGUCCAACCUGACCCCCCCAGCGCAGUGUCUCCCAUCGCCCCUCAUCCUGUCAUUCCCACUGAGCACAGCCCAACUCCCCAUGGGGCCAUUGCCAAUCCGGGCACCCCCACCCCCUCCACUACUGGGACACCGGAGCUUAUCUCUGCCAACCCUUUUUAACACAACACCCCCACCCCAUCCUCCCGCUCUGCGUGCUGAUCCCCUCUCCUCCCCCUCCCCAGGCAAAGCCAAGCCUCCAACCGGAGUCCCCGCCGGCACAACGGGCACCCUGAGCCCCUCCAGCAACCAACAGCCACAGCCCCUGGCCCCGCUGGCCGUGCAAACAGCCCCGCAGGUCUUGACUCAGGAAAACUUAGCAACAGUUGUGACAGGAGUAAUGGUUCCGGCAGGGACAGUUACUCAACCUCUUCUUAUCCCCAUCAGUAUUGCAGGUCAAGUGGCAGGUCAGCAGGGGCUGGCUGUGUGGACAUUUCCUACAGCAACGGUCGCUGCCCUUCCCGGACUGACGGCUGCUUCUCCUACAGGGGGAAUUUUCAAACCGCCUAUAGCCAAUCUGCAAGCCGCCGCCGCCGUCCUCAACACGGCCAUCCCGGCCCCGCUGCCCCCCAUCGGUGCCGCUUCCCUGGGGGGUCAGACGCAGCUCCUCGGUUCUCUGGCGGCCGCCCCCGUGAUCGCCAACACCAUCCCCAGCGUGCAGAGCAUCGCGGGGCAGCUCCUGACCAACGCGCAGGGACAGGUGAUCGGGACCCUCCCCUGGGUCGUGAACCCCCCCGGCAUCGCGACGGCCAGCCCGGCUCCCACCCCCAGCCUGCAGGUGCAGGCGGUGACCCCGCAGCUGCUGCUCAAUGCCCAGGGCCAAGUGAUCGCCACGUUGGCCAGUGGAACCAUCCAGGCGGCCGCAGGCAAAAAGAGCGGCCCCCCCGAGACCCCCAGCAAGAGUGAGGUGCAGCCCAUCCAGCCGGCCCCAGCUCUGUCCCAGCCAGCUGUGGUCAUCACCAGCCCAGCCCCAGCAGCCAAGGCGACCCCGGCCCCCAUCCCCAUCACCUGCUCGGAGACCCCCACCGUCAGCCAGCUGGUGUCCAAGCCCGCGGCGCCCAACAGCAGCGCCGAGGAGGACGGCAUCAACCUGGAGGAGAUCCGGGAGUUCGCCAAGAACUUCAAGAUCCGGCGUCUGUCCCUGGGGCUGACGCAGACGCAGGUGGGGCAGGCGCUGACGGCCACCGAGGGACCGGCGUACAGCCAGUCUGCCAUCUGCAGGUUCGAGAAGCUCGACAUCACCCCCAAAAGCGCUCAGAAGCUGAAGCCGGUGCUGGAGAAAUGGCUGAGCGAGGCGGAGCUGCGCAACCAGGAGGGGCAGCAGAACCUGAUGGAGUUUGUCGGCGGGGAGCCUUCCAAGAAACGCAAGCGCCGCACGUCCUUCACACCGCAGGCCAUCGAGGCGCUCAACGCCUACUUUGAGAAGAACGCUCUGCCCACGGGCCAGGAGAUCACCGAGAUCGCCAAGGAGCUCAACUAUGACCGCGAGGUGGUCCGCGUGUGGUUCUGCAACCGCCGCCAGACGCUGAAGAACACGAGCAAGCUCAACGUCUUUCAGAUCCCCUAAGGAUGGGGGUCCCUCCUCCGACCACCCCCCCCCCCAACCCGACCCCCCCCUCACCCGCAGCCUCUGCCAUCAAUCAGCACUUUGUGACCCCACUCCCCGACCCCAGCCCUCACUCAGCUCCGUGGGGGUGUGGGGUUCCCUCCCCACCGUUCUGUGCCCCUC
Centrocercus urophasianus (Greater sage-grouse) is the source of this 3744-nucleotide messenger RNA. It is a transcript of the gene POU6F1, whose product is annotated as POU class 6 homeobox 1. The transcript is spliced from 12 exons. Gene Ontology annotation, molecular function: DNA-binding transcription factor activity, RNA polymerase II-specific; RNA polymerase II cis-regulatory region sequence-specific DNA binding. Gene Ontology annotation, biological process: regulation of transcription by RNA polymerase II. NCBI's taxonomy places the organism in Eukaryota, Metazoa, Chordata, Aves, Galliformes, Phasianidae. The coding region runs from base 1429 to 3582 and encodes 717 amino acids. The record is from RefSeq and is a predicted model, not a curated record.